Molecule: messenger RNA, 2814 nt
Organism: Penicillium egyptiacum
Lineage: Eukaryota; Fungi; Ascomycota; Eurotiomycetes; Eurotiales; Aspergillaceae
Source: the annotation of a GenBank genome assembly
AUGAAAUCUUCAUUGCAUGGAGGAGACCUCGCCCAGCUCCGUAGGCAGCUUGAGGAUUCAGCCAUUUUUGCCCUCAAAGUCGCCGGAUCCCCUCAGCUUUAUCUGGACAGUUCUCGCACGUAUUUCUUCUCCAUCACUUUCAUUUCCCUCAUAAUAUCAAAAUGCUUCCAUCUCUGCGUCCAUCUCACGUCGCUCGCGGUUCCAUCGCUGGUUCCGUGGGGACCCACCUUCUUCCUGGUGGACAUCCUACUCAUUCUGGUCGCCUGCUGCCUGACGCGUUCGUUUGAAUCGCGGAUCUGGCAGAACGUAGCGGCUGUUGUAACUCUUCUAUUCAGUUUAUAUAUCUCGUCGAUGACCUCCGCCAACAUCUCCUUCUAUGUACAUACAGGCGUGGAGAUUCCCUGGGGGAAAUCGGAAAGUUCUCAUGAGGACAAUCCCAGUCCCGCUACCCAGACUGUCCUGUCCAUGUUGACUGUCGCCAUGCUUGUCGACACGUUGAUUAUGAUCAGUGCGUACUUCGCUACGCCGUGUUUAUUCCAAGCCACAGAAACCUUCCUGGGAAUUUGGGCUUCGUUUUUGUUCUCUCCUUUCCGUCGAUAUCUUCGACAAGAAGCGCCGUCAGAUCCAGAGACCUAUCAGCAGAUUGAAAUCGAUGACUAUGAUGAAGGUCACAACGACAGCGACUCUAUAUCGCAACUGGAUAUGCCCCUGGCUCCACCCGAGCAGAAGCAGAAGCGGUCGUUGCUGAAGCGCGUUAUCGCCAUAUCGUGUGGCUUGAUCAUAGUUUUCCUCAGUUGCAUUCGUCCACGCGGUGCGGAUUAUAGUUAUCUCUCUGACUCCCUGUCUCUCGCGCCGUUCGGCAGCCACGAAUAUGCGGCCACUGAUGAAAGUCCCACGUCGGCGAGUGGAAGUGCCGCUCCAGGAAGCGCGUCAGGAAAUGCUCCAGCAAGUACUCCAGAAAGUAUUCCGGCGGGCACCCCGCCAAAUGCCCCAGAAAGUACCCCGCAGAGUACACCGGCAGGCACCCCAGGCGGUGCCAGCUAUGGGAAUGCCACUAAAGGAAAUUCCACCUUGUUAUCGGCCGAUUUCAGCUGGCUGGAAGACCACACCGCUCUGGACUCCUUUCCCACAUUUGACUGGUUACCUUCGUACAACUCGUCAGAUGGCUUUCCCGAUUGGUCUCCCUUCCGUAUCAAUAAGCACAACAAGUCUGACUAUGUGUAUGAACAUUACAACCCGAUGAAAGAUCCUCUGCACAUGCCCAACCUCCAGAACGAUAUUUUGGAGCCUGUACGUGAACUUCUUCACAACGGAAGUGUGAAGAUUAAACAUGUCAUUCUCAUUAAGUUAGAGAGCACUCGCCAGGACGUGUGGCCUUUCCGCUCAGACUCUUAUAUCAUGAAACACAUCAACGACUCUUACCCGAACGGCAUCCCCGAGAAGGUCCAGGAUAGGCUCUCUAAGCUCACUCCUACCGCCGAGCGUUUGACCGGACAUAAGACCGGGUUCCGGAAGGACAGCGAUGAUCAUCCAAAGCCCUAUGGUGGCAUCAGUACGAGGAACGCCUACACGUCCGGGACCUACACCCUAAAGAGUAUUACGGGCACUGUAUGCGGAGUGAAUCCUAUGGCUGUCGAGGCCAACCUCGAGUACCUGCACGAUAUUUACCAGCCCUGCUUGCCGCAUAUACUCGAGGCAUUGAAUCAGCAGCCAAACGUCACCAGUCAAAUAGACAACAACAGUCAGACAGAUGACUGGACUUCCUGGCCGUGGCACACCAUGUGGAUGCAGUCACACCCUGACGACUGGGAUAAGCAUUACAUGCUUUCUCCUGCUUUGGGAUACAAAGACGUCAUGGCAAAGAGGACAAUUGAUGCAGCCGGGGGUAAAUAUAUCCCAGAAGAGACAGAAGAGGAAGAGGAACAUGGCCAUGAGGAUAAGGUGCUGAAAAAUUAUCUCCGGGAUGUCAUCGACGAUGCCAAGAAGAACAACACCCGCCUCUUCCUUAGCCAUCUAACACAUAAUACACAUACUCCGUAUUAUAUACCUGGUGAUUAUGAGGAGAUGAUGGGGGAUGUGUCGAGUGAACGGAACGAGAGGUUGAACCGAUACCUAAAUACUAUGGCCUACCAGGAUGAGUGGGUGGCCGAGAUCCUGGAGCUUCUCGAUGAUGCCGGUAUUGCCGAUGAGACCCUUCUUGUGAUGACUGGUGACCACGGUCUAUCACUUCCAAAUGAUGGUGGUAUAACCGCCUGGCAUUCCCCUCACGUUGGCAAUUUCCACGUGCCGCUAUUCUUCUCGCACCCUAAGCUACCCCAGAUCGAGGUCAAUAAUGCUGUCCUCUCCACCCAAAUUCUCCCCACAAUCCUCGAUCUUCUCGUCGAAACCUCCUCUAUUGACGAGCAGUCGACUAAGAUCAUCAAAGAUCUGCUCCCCAUGUACGAGGGCCAGUCAAUGAUACGCGCACUCAUUCCCGAGCACAACGGCAAGCAAGAAUGGCAUUUCUCCACGAUGAACCCUGGUGGAACGUGGUUCUGCAUGCGAGCGGCCGCACAGCCGUACCGUUUGGUCGUGCCUCUCAAACCUGACGCCAAGUGGCGAUUCACUGAUGUCAUCGCCGAUCCAUUCGAGCUCAGUCCUCAGGAAGAUCACCAACUCCUGUUUCUGAUCGACGCCGUGCGGAAGGAGCAUGGGCCAGAGGCCGUGAAAUGGCUCAACGAGGCGGCCCAUGUGGCCAAGUGGUGGGUUAAGGAGAACCACCGCCGCUGGAAAUAUGAUCCUGAGAACCCGGAGAACAAACCGGAGGACGAUUGA